AUGGCCAGACAAGGAGAUGGUUUUGAGGGAAACGUGCAACAUCUUCAACAUAAUCCUAUAUACAACUGCAAAACAUGCAACAAGGAUUUUGAACAUGCUAUUCACUGUUACUACUUGGUUGUACGUGUCUCUGAUGACUCAAAGGGAGAAGUCAAGUUUUUGCUUUUCAACAAUAUUGCGGAGAGGCUCAUUAGGAGACCUGCGUUUGAGUUAGUCCAAGAGGCUGGUCAGGAAAAUCCACAUUUUCUACCUCAGUCUCUAACUGAUUUGAUUGGGAGAAAACUUCUAUUUAAGAUUACUAUCGCAACAAGACAAGGUCCCAACAUGACACACCAUAGUAUCCCGACUGGUCCAGCAGUGUCUGUAGAAGAUGCACCUCGUGAAGCUACUCAAAGUCCAUUCCAACAAACCAAAACCAAUGAAUUCAUUCCUCCACCAAGGUUCAUCGUCGAGGAUCAUCCUGAAGCUUACAAUAAUCGAUAUGCAAUGGAAAGUGAGUCUGAAAAUGAAAAUGAUAAUGAAGAUGAGGAGAAUCAGACUUACACUACCUAUCCUCCUGGAGAGACUUUGAUAAACACAUCACCACAACAUAUCCCACAAGAAACUAAUAAUACAGUUACUUCGCCUAUUGUCAUUGGGAUACAAAAAAACGGUUACUACGACGACGGAGAUCCAGGUUGGAAUUUUGUACUUCCUCGGCUCGUGAAUCCUCCAAUGGAGUUAAUGACUUUGUUAUGCAAAGGAGACGAGUUAAGCAAACAUUAUCGAGAGUUCAUACGAGCUUACAAUAUGAUGUUCUCUUUCACAUCUCUUGGGGGGAAGAUAGAUCAUUCUAUUAACAAUGGUCGUGGACCAUUUGUUUUCCGAAUGUCCGGUGAGAACUAUCAUCGUAUUGUUGAUAUAGUUCCCGAGCCUGGACAAGCUCCAAAAUUUUUCCAGCUCUAUAUCAUUGACACUUUAAAUGAGAUCAAAAAUAGACUUGACGCUUAUGCCGGGUCUGACAGAGUUGCUGCUAAGAAACUAAGAGAACCACUUGUUCUUCUUCUGAAGAAUAUGUUAGAUCAGUAUAACCCUCAUGUCAAGGCUUUUAGGUCUGCAAGAGACAGAUUCGACGUGGAAGGAUCAACAGGUUAUAGGAUGAGAUUGAUUGAAAGUCAACAAUCUGAUGGACGGACCCCUAAUCUGCCGACUGCAAAUGAAGUUGCUGCUUUGAUACCUGGAGAUUUUGUUUUAAAUAUGGAGACACGAGAUAUUGUUCUAGAGAGUACAAGUGGAAAGUUGCAAAGGAUAAGUGAAUUACAUCCGGCGUAUUUACCUCUGCAAUAUCCACUAUUGUUUCCAUAUGGAGAGGAUGGCUUUCGAUUAAAUAUUCCUAUUGGUUUUGAAGACAGCACUGCGAGAAAACGCAAGAAUGUAACUAUGCGUGAGUACUUUGCAUUUCGGAUUUUAGAGAGGAGGUGGGAAGCACCUACAAUUACAAGAUCAGGCAGAUUGUUUCAUCAGUUCCUUGUGGACGCUUACACAAUGAUAGAAUCGAGUAGACUACGUUACUUGUGGCUGAAUCAGAAAAAGCUCCGGUCAAGUAGUUACGCUGCAAUCCAGAAAGCAGCUACAAGAGCUGGAGCUAAGAUGGCGGAACAAGGGAGCCGAAUUUUCAUUCCAGCAACUUUCACCGGGGGAAAAAGGUAUAUGAAGCAGCACUACUAUGAUGCCAUGGCUCUGUGCAAAUACCAUGGAUUUCCCGAUAUUUUCAUCACUUUUACGUGUAAUCCAAAAUGGCCUGAAGUUACAAGGUAUCUGAAAAAAUAUAACCUGACCACCGAAGACAGGCCAGAAAUAUUGUGUAGAGUUUUCAAGAUGAAACUCGAUAAUCUUAUCGGCGAGUUGACUAAAAAGAACGGCUCCUUAUUCGGUCCUGUUGCUGCAGUAAUGUACACGAUUGAGUUUCAAAAAAGAGGAAUGCCACACGCUCAUAUUCUUGUCUUCAUGGAAAAAGGAUCAAAAUUUCCAACAGCCGAUGAUAUAGAUAAGAUUAUUUCCGCUGAAAUACCAGACAAGACAGUAGAUCCAGACCUGUAUGUGAUCGUUGGGGAUUGUAUGAUGCAUGGUCCUUGCGGUGCAGCAAAGAAGGAUAAUGUAUGUAUGGUUAACGGUAAAUGUUCUAAGAUGUUUCCGAAACCUCUCAACAUCAGGACAUCGAUUGACGCAAAUGGAUUUCCAGCUUACAUGCGUCGGAUUGAUGGUAGGUUCAUUGAGAAAAAUGGAAUCAGAUUAGACAAUGGAUUUGUUGUACCAUACAACAGAGACCUCAUGCUUCGAUAUCGCGCCCAUAUGAAUGUAGAGUGGUGCGUCCAAACACGAGCUGUUAAGUAUCUUUUCAAAUAUAUUCAUAAGGGACCUGAUUAUGCCUCAGCUGCAAUGGAUAAAGAAGAUGAAGAUGGCGUCAUUGACGAAAUCAAAACAUAUUACGACUGCAGAUAUAUUACUGCAUGCGAGUCGUCUUGGCGGAUUCUUGCUUUUCCUACACAUUUUCGUACUACUUCUGUAGAGAAACUUGGCUUUCAUCUUCCGGAUCAGGAACUGGUAUUUUUUGAUGAAGACGAACCUAUUGAGAGUAUUCUCAACAAAAAGACUGUCAACCAAACCAUGUUUUUGGCCUGGUUCAUAGCAAACAGAAAAUAUGCAGAGGCAAGAGAGUUGACAUAUGCGGAAUUUCCAACAAAAUUCGUUUGGAAAUCAGGUACGAGAGAAUGGGUACCACGGAAACGAGGCUUUGCGAUAGGGAGGAUUGCGCAUAUUCAGCCAUCAGGUGAUGAGCUAUAUUUCUUAAGAGUAUUGCUAAACUGGGUAAGAGGGCCGACAUCAUACGAGGAUAUAAGAACAGUUGAUGGUGUUUUAUAUCAUACAUACGAAGAUGCUUGCUAUGCGUUGGGAUUGAUGGAUGAUGACAAGGAAUUCAUAGAAGCUAUCAAAGAUGCCAGUGACUGUAGUUCUGCGACGUAUGCAAGGAAGCUUUUUGCGAGAAUGUUGGUUUCCAAAUCGUUGUCUCAGCCUCAUGUAGUGUGGGAAGCUACUUGGGAGUAUCUUACCGACGAUAUUCUUUACAAGAAGCGGCGAGAAACUGGAAGACCUGAUAUGAACUUGACCAUAGAUCAUUUGCUCAGCAAUGGUCGUAGCCUCAAGAAAUGGCCCCACAUGCCAAAGCCAGAAAAUUUUGGAGAUUACAACGGCAAUCGCCUUAUAGAUGAUGAGCUUAAUUAUGUUGUGGAAGAUCAGCUAAAGGAAAAUGAAAGACUUAUGGCGAUGAUAACAGAUGAGCAAAGAGGGGUAUACGAACAGAUUCUGGAUGCAGUUUUAAAUGAUAGCGGUGGAGUGUUCUUUCUUUAUGGUUAUGGAGGCACAGGAAAAACCUUCGUAUACAGAGCACUCUCGUCAGCUAUCCGAUCUAAAGGUAUGAUUGUUCUAAAUACCGCAUCAAGUGGAAUUGCAGCAUUGUUGUUGGAAGGAGGUAGAACCGUACAUUCCAGAUUUGGUAUUCCGAUAGAUGCAGACGAAUUCAGUACUUGCAAGAAAAUGGAGGCAGGAUCAGAUCGUGCAGAAUUAGUUAAAGCGGCAAAGUUAAUUGUAUGGGAUGAGGCGCCUAUGAUGAGCAGACACUGUUUCGAAACGUUGGAUCGCACUAUGCGUGAUAUUAUAAGAUCUUGUGAAGAAAAACCUUUUGGGGGUAAAGUUGUUGUUUUCGGUGGAGAUUUCAGACAGAUUUUACCGGUUAUACCUGGAGGUGGUAGAGCAGAGACUGUUUUGGCGGCUCUGAAUUCGUCAUAUCUUUGGGAGCACUGCAAAGUUCUGAAGCUAACAAAAAACAUGAGAUUGCUGGCUGGUCUUACUGAUGAUGCAGCAAAAGAGCUUGAAUCCUUCUCAAACUGGAUUUUGGAUAUAGGAGAUGGAAAAAUAAAUUUGCCUAACGACGGUCAAGUUGAGAUUGACAUCCCUUCUGAUUUGCUGAUACAAAAUAGUGGAGAAGACCCUAUUGAGACUAUGGCAAAAGAGGUUUAUGGACAAGCUUUUCAAACUUCAACAGAUAACGAUUUGUAUAGACAUCGAGCCAUUCUUACUCCCACAAAUGAUGAAGUGGAUAAAAUAAAUGACUACAUGCUUUCGCAGUUGCCAGGAGAAGAGAAGGUUUACCUUAGCUCUGACAGUAUUAUCCCAUCCGAUGUUGACAUAGAAGAAAAUGUCGUAUAUUCUGCAGAGUUUUUGAACAGUGUUAAAGUGGCUGGACUGCCUAGACAUUGCUUGAAGCUCAAGGUUGGUGCUCCUAUCAUGUGUCUUCGUAACAUGGAUGUUGCAGAUGGUUUAUGUAAUGGUACUAGGCUAAUUGUUACUCAGUUACUGCCCCAUGUGAUAGAAGGUAGAAUUAUAACCGGAAACAAAAUUGUUGGACAUCCGGUUUGGAUCCCUAGAAUGUUUGUCACACCACCUGACACCAAGUUCCCCUUCAGAAUGCGUCGAAGACAGUUUCCAGUUACUUUGGCUUUCGCGAUGACCAUCAACAAAAGUCAAGGUCAAACACUGGAAAGUGUUGGGUUGUUUCUGCCUAGGCCAGUGUUCUCUCAUGGUCAGCUCUACGUUGCACUUUCAAGAAUGGGUAGUGAUGGGUUAGGAACUGAUUGUAUUCAGGAGCAUCCCGUUUUCUGA
Molecule: messenger RNA, 4698 nt
Organism: Brassica napus (rape)
Lineage: Eukaryota; Viridiplantae; Streptophyta; Magnoliopsida; Brassicales; Brassicaceae
Exons: 14
Coding region: 1-4698 (1565 amino acids)
Biological process (GO): DNA repair; telomere maintenance
Molecular function (GO): DNA helicase activity
Source: RefSeq, a predicted model, not a curated record